Molecule: messenger RNA, 3092 nt
Organism: Notothenia coriiceps (black rockcod)
Lineage: Eukaryota; Metazoa; Chordata; Actinopteri; Perciformes; Nototheniidae
Gene: mcm4
Product: minichromosome maintenance complex component 4
Exons: 17
Coding region: 76-2658 (860 amino acids)
Biological process (GO): double-strand break repair via break-induced replication; DNA replication; mitotic DNA replication initiation
Cellular component (GO): MCM complex; nucleus
Molecular function (GO): ATP binding; single-stranded DNA binding; ATP hydrolysis activity
Source: RefSeq, a predicted model, not a curated record
AAUUACGUCACUCGCAGUUUCGCGCCAGUUCUGCUGCUAUCGGACGUACACACAAGAAGAGAUAAAACAGCAACAAUGUCUUCCCCAACAUCGACUCCUGGUGGCCGCAAACGAGAAAGGGACGGCAACCCCUCCACACCCAGCAGUGAGGGCCCCAUCUCUCCCCCCUCUCAGCGGCGCAGGGGCCAGGACUCCUCCAACGCAGACCUGAUGCCGAUGCCCACCUCCCCCGCCACCGACCUGCUGAGUCCAGCACCCCCUCAGGACACGUCUCUGUUCUCCAGCCCAAGACCCUCAGUCCUACCCAAUGAAGUGGACAUGAGCUCCCCUCUGAUGUACGGGACCCCCAGCUCCAGGGUUGAAGGGACCCCGCGCAGUGGGGUGCGAGGCACACCGGCCAGACAGCGUCCUGACCUGGGGUCAGUGAGGAAGGGCCCACAAGUCGAUCUCCAGUCGGAGCCGCCAACUGCUGAUGGGGCUGUAGCCAGUGAGCCUAACGCAGGCCAGAGGCUGGUGAUCUGGGGGACUGACGUGAAUGUCGGGACCUGCAAGGAGAAGUUUCAGAGGUUCCUGCAGAGAUUCAUUGACCCAACCUCCACUGAAGAUGAGAACGCUGGUCUGGACCUGAACGAGCCUUUAUACAUGCAGAAGCUGGAAGAGAUCAGUGUUGUUGGCGAUCCGGUGCUGAAUGUGAGCUGUCUGCAUGUGCAGUCCUUUGAUGCAGAACUCUACAGGCAGCUCAUCUGCUACCCACAGGAAGUCAUCCCAACCUUCGACAUGGCUGUGAACGAGCUUUUCUUUGAGCGUUUUCCGGACUCCAUCCUGGAGUUUCAGAUCCAAGUCCGCCCCUACAACGCCCUGAAAACCCGAAACAUGAGGAACCUGAACCCAGAAGACAUCGAUCAGCUGAUCACCAUCAGCGGCAUGGUGAUCCGCACCUCGCAGCUCAUCCCCGAGAUGCAGGAGGCGUUCUUCCAGUGCCAGGUGUGCGCCUUCAGCACCCGCGUGGAGGUGGAUCGCGGGCGUAUCGCAGAGCCGGCUGUGUGCCGCCACUGCAACACCACCCACAGCCUGGCGCUCGUUCACAAUCGCUCCCUAUUUUCCGACAAACAGAUGGUCAAAAUUCAAGAGUCUCCUGAUGACAUGCCGGCUGGCCAGACACCACACACAUCCAUUGUCUACGCUCACAAUGACCUGGUGGAUAAAGUGCAGCCCGGAGACCGUAUUAACAUCACUGGUGUCUACAGAGCAGUCCCCAUGCGUGCGAACCCACGUCAGAGCAACGUCAAGUCGGUGUACAAGACUCACAUCGAUGCCAUCCACUUCCGCAAGACAGACGAGAAGCGCCUGCACAGUGUGGACGAGAACUCUGAGCAGAAGCUCUUCACCGAAGACCGAGUGCAGACGCUGAAGGAGCUGGCAGCCAAACCAGACGUCUACGAACGCCUCUCCUCAGCCCUCGCACCCAGCAUCUACGAGCAUGAGGAUAUCAAAAAGGGUAUUCUGCUGCAGCUGUUUGGUGGCACUCGUAAGGACUUCAGUGAGACCGGCCGGGGAAACUUCCGUGCAGAUUUGAACAUCCUGCUCUGCGGAGACCCCGGCACCAGUAAGUCCCAGCUGCUGCAGUACGUCUUUAACCUGGUUCCCCGCGGCCAGUACACGUCGGGAAAGGGCUCCAGCGCUGUGGGUCUCACCGCCUACGUGAUGAAGGACCCCGAGACCCGGCAGCUGGUCCUGCAGACCGGAGCUCUGGUGCUGAGCGACAACGGCAUCUGCUGCAUCGACGAGUUCGACAAGAUGAGUGACAGCACGCGCUCCGUGCUGCAUGAGGUCAUGGAGCAGCAGACCCUCUCCAUUGCCAAGGCUGGAAUUAUUUGCCAGCUGAAUGCCCGCACCUCUGUGUUGGCUGCUGCUAACCCCAUUGAAUCUCAGUGGAACCCCAAAAAAACCACGAUUGAGAACAUCCAACUGCCUCACACUCUGCUGUCCAGAUUCGACCUCAUCUUCCUGAUGCUGGAUCCCCAGGACGAGGCUUACGACCGCAGGCUGGCCCACCACCUGGUGUCGCUGUACUACCAGAGCGAGGAGCAGAUUGAGGAAGAGUUCCUCGACAUGGCUGUGCUGAGGGACUACAUUGCAUAUGCACGAACAUACAUCCACCCAAGGCUGAGUGAGGAAGCCGGCCAGGCUCUAAUUGAGGCCUAUGUAGACAUGAGGAAGAUAGGCAGUGGACGGGGCAUGGUGUCCGCCUAUCCCAGACAGCUGGAGUCCCUGAUCCGCCUGUCAGAGGCCCACGCCAAGGUGCGCUUCUGUGAGAAGGUGGAGACCAUCGACGUGGAGGAGGCCAAGCGGCUGCACAGAGAGGCCCUCAAACAGUCGGCCACUGACCCCAGAACAGGAUUUGUUGACAUCUCCAUUCUCACAACAGGUAUGAGCGCCACUGCCCGCAAACGCAGGGAGGAGAUUGCCUCAGCCCUGAAGAAACUGAUCCAGGCCAGAGGAAAGACGCCUGCCAUGAAGUACCAUCAGCUGCUUGAUGAUCUCAGAGGACAAUCUGAAACUGCGAUCACUAAGGAGAUGUUUGACGAGGCGCUCCGUGCCCUGGCUGACGAGGAUUACUUGACGGUGACUGGAAAGACUGUUCGUCUCCUCGGCUAAGGCACACCCUGCAAUUAUGUACAGUCCUUCAUUUUAAAUGCUAUCCUGUGUCAACCUCUUCAUGUGCUGUAAAAACUAUUUUGUAUAAUUGAACCACCAUAUGUUUUCUGGGCGUAUUAGAUGUUUAAAUAUGCGGCAACUUAUGAUCCAGAAUAACCACAUGACUCAUUCAGACUUUGGUGUCUUGUUAAAAAAAAGAGAAAAAUAAAUGAAUGGAGCUAAUACUUAGAAUUGCUUGUAUUUCAUUACUUUACCUGUUUUCAAGUUACGUUCUUUCUGUUUUUGUUUCAUGGUAAAAAGCUCUUUUGUUUCAACUUGUACAUUGUUAUGACGAGUUUUACGUCUGUCACUUAUUUCCUAAGAUGAAUUGUCUUUGUAGCUUGCAUUGACUACUUGUUAAUAGAAGGAAAAUAAAAUAAUGCUUACUAAAAAAA